AUUAGGGAAGCGACAGCAGCAGCAGGAGGAGGAGGCGGCGCAUGGUCAACACAUUGUGAUGCUGAGCCGCUGCAAAACGUUUGUUCCUCUAAUCACUCCUGCACCUCUUAAGGAUCUCUAGAUAUUCGCGGCCCUAACACCACUACCACUAAGUUCCCAGAAAUGAGCCGUCCUGUUAUACCAGCCUCAAAAUGAUGGACUAGGAGAAGUAGAUGAGUGGGAUAUAUAUUGCACCACACUGGUGUACAAUAUUAGCAUAGGUCAGGCAUGCAAGUACUGCACAAAUGGAAAGAUGAGACCUAUCCAUUUUUCGUGGGAUCAAGCUGUCAUUCUCUGUGACAACAAGAAGUGCAAGUCAAUACUCUGUGCCUCUCCUUCUGAUUGUAUCAUCAAGAAAGAGCUUCUGCAGUAUGCACAGGAGCCAUUUUCAGCGCUUGAUCCACCAAGCUUGUUGAGUGAUGGCAGUGGAGGUAGCAGCAGUGGCAUAUACUCAGAAGCAAGAAGCUCGAUAUCAAGUCCUGCUCAGUCACAAAAAUCCAUUACUGAUGAAGAAGUAGAAUUGCUACUGAAAUCGUCUUAUUCUCCAUUGAACUUCAAGAAUCACGUAAACGUUCCCUCAAAAUCAUCAGAUUCAGUCAGUCAUACUAAAAUAGCUUCAGAAAAACACAGUGAUCAUUCAUAUUACUCUAGAUAUGAUGGAUUCUUUGAAUUGUUGGGAAAUCUUGAUCUGGAACCUCCAAUACAGCUACCAAAUACUGUACCACACACUGAAUCAUCAUCUGUGGAAACUAGCCUGGAUUUUGUCACAACAGAAUUAGAGGGAUGGAUGAGAGAUUUUGAGUUUCCAUCAGAUAGUACAAAAAAAUCAAGUAUUAUUUCAGAUGAUUGCCAGCAAGCAUCAGAUGAAGUAUCAAGUGCUGUUUCCUCAGAUGGUUGUUAUCAGUUCCCUGGUGAAGUUGUGAAUGCUGAGUCAUUUACAAAAAAAUUGCACACACCUUGUAUACCAAGCCACAGAUCAGCCUUUUCUCUUGUAGACAUAUUACAUGAAGAAUCUGCAUCCUUCAAUAAUGAUGAGCAAAAUUCUUCUCUUGGUUCCUUGAGUUCUCGUUCUCAUAGUUUAUCAAGUGAAAAAAAUGAAACUUCAGAAUUGAUUGUAAAGUGUGAGAAUUUGUGUGUUUCUGUACCAUUUGUGAAAGAAAACUUGUCAACUUUUCCCACACGUUUCAUGUCUCCAACUGCUUCAGCAGCAAGUGAGGACAGUGGUUACAAUGAAGAGGAUGGUAAAUCUUCAUGUAAUUUAGAGUUGGCUGCUGGUGAAGGAAAUGGGAAGUUAUCUUCGAAAACACUGAUGAAUUCAUCAUUGAAAAAUGUAGAUGAUACUACCAAGUGUAUAUCUAUCAAGCAAUCACAACAGAUCAAUUUUGAAAAACUUAUCCAUAACAGUUUGGACUGGCCAGAAAUGUCUGACAUGCAUACACUGACUGUGCUACCAGCCAUGGUAACUACAGAAAACAAUUUCAGAAACAGGCCUCAAGAAUCAUUGAGUGUGUCCUCCAUUACCCAAAAUACCAGCAGUGAGGAAAUCUGUGUCACAGAACAAGAUGAAAGGGAGAGAAUUAAUUUUGGUACUGAGCAGCGUGAUGGAGGAUUGCAGAUUCCUAUAGAAUCAAGUGAGAAUCAUGAAUAUGUAAGUGUUUUUUCAGAAAAUGAUAAUUGUACUUUAGGAAAUGAGAAUCACAGUAUCAGCAUUUCUGAUGAUCAUGAAAGUGCACCCAUGGAAAAUCAUGAUCAUAUGUUAGAUGUGAAUCAUGGUGUUAGAAUUUUAGAGGAUCAUGAACACAGUGAUUUAUUUUCAAAAACAGAUAAUCAUGUAUUAGCAGAUGAGAGUCAUACUGUCAGUAUUUCAGAAUCAUAUGAUGUUUCUCUCAUAUCUCAGUCUGCUGACUGUUUAGUGAGUGAAAGUGAAGGAUCUAGUCAUUUGACAUAUUCUGAAGCAAAAAAUGUAUCCGAAGAUAAUGCUAAUAGUGCAAAUAGUUUAGACACUUCCAAUGAGACGCUCCUCGGCUCUGAAGAAGAUAAGAACAAAAGAGGAAAAGGAGAAAGAAACAAAAAUAAUAAGUUUAGAAAUUCAUGUGAUCGCAGUGUGAGAUGUGUUCCUUCUGAUAAUGAUGGCACAGUUCCUAAUUCUAGUGAAUCAAGGAUAAGAAACAGAAUCAGUGGUAUAAAAAGGGAUGUAAAAAGAAGGAAAUGCAAGAUCCCUGGACACAGUUACAAUAAAGGAUCAAAACAAAAUUUGCCCUUGAAAAGAGGGAACUUGAAAAAGUCACAAAACCGUGAAAAACCAAAGAGAUCAGCAAUGGCUUAUAAAGUUCUUCCUCGCUUAUCAAAACAUAAGAUAUCAUCCUUGAGAAACCAGCCAUCCACCUCAUCUGGGAAGAACCUUUAUGCAAAGAAUGAUGCAGAGGAACUUCAUGAAAGUGAUAAAAAGAACUUAACAGCCCAAAAUCCAGGAUGGCAGAUUCCAGAGGGAAGAACUAGCAGUCUUUGUAGAAGAGUGACUAACCUCAGCCCAAGGAAACUUCUGGUGGGUCAGAUGAACAGAGACCCAUGGUCAGUCACCGACCUGUACUUGGAGGAGAUAGCAAUAGAAGUUAUAGUGCAAGAUAAGCAAGAAGCAAGUCAUCAUUCUGAUCAAGCAGCUAAGUGUGACAUGCAGCUUCAGGAUUUAUUUAGUUUGUUUGGAAAGGAGCAAACUGAAUCUAAAGUAUCCAAUUUAUCUACCUCAGAACCUACAUUAGCUUUGUCAUCUAAUAUAAAUAGUGAAAUGUUAGAGAAAGAUAAUAAGGUAAGUUAUGAAAGUGAAAGAAUUAAAGUUGAAGAUGAUAGUGAAAACUUAAGUAUAAAUCAUGAACAGAUUACUCAAAAUUUUUCUGCUGCUGAAGACUCAAGACAAAAGGAGUUUGUAGACUCACAUGAAAUUAAACAAGAAAAUGUUGCUACAAAUAUGAUUUACAAAGAAGUUAAAGGGGAAAAUUCUUCCCAAUGUGAUAUUAUUGAUAAGUCACAUCCUACAAACAUGAUUCUGGAAGGUUGUCAAUCACUCCAGAAAGUAGAUUCUAACUCUGAAAACCUCUCUGUGCAAAAAAGCACUUCCUCAGAACCAAAUGAGGAAACUUCACUUGCUGUGGAAAUAGAUUCAAAUAGUUUCAUUGGUGAGGAAGUAGGAUUAUUAAAACAGCAACUAAUUUCCAACACACAUGAAAGUAUGCACACAUCUUCAGAGGAUGAUGAUAAACAAAUAAUUACUCAUAGCCAAGAAACACCUUUCAAUGUAAAGCAAUUAGGUUCGAGCAUAUCGGAGAGUCUUGAGGAAGACAAUAACAAACAAAUUGUAUCAGGCAGUCAAGAAACUUCUAUGAUUGUGAAGGAAUCUUAUGACAAAACUCAAAAUGAAACAAAUCAUGAUUUUUUGACAACAGAAAAUUCUAAAUUGAAUAUGGAAAACUGUGUCAUUCAAGGGUCUCCAGAUCUACCAUUCAGUUUUGAUAAAAAAUCCACUUUUGAACUUCCUGAUAAGCAUUAUAUUGAUGGUUAUACCAGUGAUUUGAAUACUGAAGAAACUUGUAAGUAUACAAAUCCUUGGUUUGAAAAGGUGUAUGAAAAGGAAAAAAAUAUGAUAGAAAAACAAAAUUCAUGUACAUCAGAAAUAAUGAGUUGUAAUCAGCUGAAUGAUAUUGAUAGAUGUAGUAGUGAUAUGUACCACAACAUUUCCCCACAAGCCACCUCUCAUUACUUUUUUAACAACCAAAAAUUUGGAUCUAUUCGCAGUUGGAUUGGAGAUAGUGAUGAUUCAUCACUGACUGGUAAUGAAUUAAGAUUUAAGGAAAUAAUGGUAAGAAAUAAUAUUCAGUCAAAAUCAGAAUUUUCGUCAAGCAAGUAUUUUCAGUCUUUAGUUGAGGACAUGGAGGUUGAUGAAAAUUUUCUUCAGUGCCCUAUUGAUGAAAAUCCAAGUGAAACCUUUUUUGAACAUUUCAGAAGUCCUCUUUUUUUUGGAGAAACUGCCAGUAAUUCUACUGUCCAUAUAGACGUUCCUGAGGUAGUUGAGUCUGAUUUUAUUUAUAGGGAUUGGUCAGAAUCAAGCAGUAAAAGUAAGUCAUUCUUUCAGACUUGUGAUCAACAUUUAGCUGGCAGUGUGACAUCAGCAGCUUGUACACAAGUAUCUCGUGUGCCUUUGCCAACCAACAUGGCUCUAGUUCCUAUUACCUCAGUUCCAAGUAACGUUCCCUCACCUGAAGUCUUAUCUGUUAUAAGAAAACAAAAUCUUGGAAAAGAAACAAUUAUUCCAAAUAAUCCCCAAAUAACACACAUAUUAACUUUACCAAAUGUAAAUGUUCCUUUUGAUGGAUUAGAACCAUCUUUAUCAAUACUUAAAUUGCCCUCAGAAAGCUUGCUACAUGAAACUUCAGUGACAGGAUCCUCUGGUGAUUUAAAUGUUAGAGGCAAGAAACUUGAACUGACAAGCAAAUCAAUCAAAUGUGUUUCAGAAUUAGAAAUUGACACUUCCAAGAAACUAAAUGACCAAAAGCAAGAUUUUGCUCUUGAGUGUGCUGCUACCUCUAGUUCAGGUAAUGGAACAGAUCUAGAAAAUUUUUCUGAUGUAGAACAAGUAAGUUGUAAUACAAACAGUAAAAAAUCUGGUGCCUUAUCAGAUUGUUCUCCUCAGGACAUAUUAGGUAAGGAAUCAAGAUUAGAUAUAUUGAAAAUUAAAUCAAAGUCAUCCAUAUUAAGGUCCAAAGAAAUAUUGCUUUCCCCUUCUAAACCACUCACUUUGCCUUCUAAACCACUCACUUUGGUGCAAACUUCAUCAUGUUAUUGCUCAGCUGGUAUUAAGAAUUGUAGAACCUGUUAUUGUAAUUUAGGAAACAGGGAGAAGAAAACAGAAAACACUAUGGCUUGUAAGGAUCAAAUUGAAUGCCAGCAGUACUCUCUGUCAGAUUUAGGGUCUUUUGAUUUAGAUGAUGACAGUGAUAGGGCCCUUGAUACAGAUAAUGAAAUCCAUAUAACUAUCCCCAAAAGCAUUCUGGAACAUUCCUGUAAUCCUCGGGAAGGAGAUGAAUCUUUCACUAUAAGAAAUAAUGAUGUUAGUGAAAAAUAUUUGGUUGAUGUUCCUGUUGAUCAGUGUAGUAUAAAUGAAGAUAUUAUGUCUGCAUUUAAUUUUGAUGAAAUUGAGAAGCCAGAAUUGUCAUUUACAAAGGAAUUUAAUCAUGGAUUAAAGAGGAAGACUGAUGAUGAUUAUGAAGGCCAUGAAGGCCAAAAGAGAUUUAAAUCACUUAAUACAACCAUUGCAGUAAGAGGUAAUGAAUAUAUACCUCAAAAUGAAAACCAGUCAUUACCUUACUCUAAUUCACAACAUAAUUUAUAUAUGUGUGGAAUUCUUGAUAAUUCAGUUCCUCAUGAUAAGUACUGUUGUAGUUCAUUGCACCAUGAGUUUGAUGAUAAUCCUUAUCUUCCUGCUGACAAGGAAAAUGCUCAACAGAUAGGCAAAACUUAUGCAUCAUCCAGGAAACUGUGUAGAAAUAAUGACAAGUCUAAGGAUGCAGCUGUGUAUGAUAUUCUCAAAUCAUGUAUUGCCAAAGACUGUACUGAAAAUGAUUAUUCAGUUUGUAGUAAUGCCAAAGAGAACACUACCCAUAAAGUUUAUGACCAGACAGUAUUUGAUGAUGAUGUUAAGUUUGGUUCUAUGAAGGCAAGUCCUCAGUACGAUAGUCAUUCAUGUUUGAGGGUAGAGACAGGAGACGACAGUCUUAGCUUUUUUCAGUUUGAUUCUGUUGAUAAUGAGUUUUUAGGUUUGUUUCUUUCUCCAACUGAAAGUAAUUCAUCAAUAGCAAAAUCAGUUAAGGAAGAGGAAGAUUCAGAGCACUUUUCUCUCUUAAAAUCUAAUGCUAAUUUAGAGCCUGAAAAACAGGAAAAUACUUGUAUGGAGAAAUUACAACAAAAUAUGUUAAAUGAGGAAAUUCUACAUAGUGCCUCAGAUUGUACAUCACUAAUGGAUAAUGGUGAUGAUUUAGAUGAUAAAAGAAAUAUUGUACCAUCAUGUAUUCCAAGUACUGCUGAUGUUUCAAGAAAUGUAAGCCAAUCUAGUGCUUCAUGUGAAGAAAUUGAGCCACUUCUUAAAUCUAAAUGUUCAUCUGUUGAUUAUAAGGAAUCUCCUAGCUUUCCAGAUGCUAUUGAGUUAAAUCAGGGUCUUAACAAAACAAGUCUGUUGAAAAGGUCACAACUAUCUCUACCACCAUCUGGUAAAACUGUUGUAUUGAAAUCCUCACAGCCAUUUGGCAAAACAGUUAUAUUAAAAUCCUCACAAUCAAUAGGAAAAACAAUUGUGUUGAAAUCCUCUCAAACUUCUAGCAACAUGUUUGUGUUGAAAUCCUCACAACCAUCCAACAAGAUAAUUGCAUUAAAAUCAUCCCCAUCAGUUUCCUCUCAUAAUUGUGAUCGAUCUAACAGAACAAAGUUAUCUCCUUUACCUCCCAUGAGUUCUCAUGUUUAUCCUGGGAACCAAAAUGUUACUGGUGCUACUGUUUCUCAGUCAUUUCUGUUGUUACCAUCUCAAACUAAAGAAAACAAAGUAAAUCAAUCUUUGCCUGUGGCUCCUUUCUCACUUGCACUUAGUGGCACAACUACCGAUCAAAUGAUCAGUUCUGAUGUUCAGAAACCAGUAUCUCUAAUAGAUUAUCAAACUCCUGUAUCUGCAAAUUCACAAGUUAUAGUUCCACCAGCUUUAGCCACAAAUUAUAGAGAUUCUUCAUCCACUAUAGCACAGGACAGUCAUAUACCCUGUCCAGUAGAUAACAUUGUAACGAUGGUGGCUUCUACACCAAUUGCACAUGACUCCAUACAAGUUAAAAGGAAUGCACUGCAGAAAGAAAAGGAAAAGAACUUGGAAUCUUAUCCAAAUUAUGAUAAUAAUCAGGAGAGUUCCAGUAUGCUUAAGAUGAUCAAAUUGGGUUCAAAUGGUCAAUUUUACAUGAGACCUUCAUCAGCAUUAAAAAAUGCUAUAUCAGAAAUGAGAAAAAAAAACAUUGAAUAUAAAGAAGAGAAGGAAACUAGUUCCGGAUAUUUAACCCUGCCUGAUGGCAAUCCAAUUCCUCCUCCAAUCUUCAUUCCUUCUAAAAAGGUUGCAGAAGUGCAAGCAAUAAAGCCAAAGAGAAAGAGGAGAAGGAAGAGAUGUAUCAAUAGAAUUAAGACUCUAUUAACAGAAAAGAUUAAAGAAUCUUUUGAAUUUAAUGAUAAAAAUGAAAUUCCAAAAGUCAUAGUAGUCUAUACUAGGGGAAGCCUCCAUAUCUGUCAGAUAGAUGUUUCAGAAGACAGAUAAUAUUAUUUCAUAUAUGUUGAAAUUAAAAUUGAAUAUAUCAACUGGAAAAUAUGCUGUGAUGUUUAUUUAUUUACAUAUUUUAUACUUAUGUUUGUGACUAGGUAUGUGAUGAUUAUACUUUAUUAAUAAAUAUCAUACAAAAUUCA
This is a messenger RNA of Portunus trituberculatus (swimming crab), 7518 nucleotides long. RefSeq lists its product as uncharacterized. The record is from RefSeq and is a predicted model, not a curated record. The transcript has 6 exons. The coding region runs from base 293 to 7372 and encodes 2359 amino acids. Lineage: Eukaryota; Metazoa; Arthropoda; Malacostraca; Decapoda; Portunidae.